GGGAGGGGAAUGACGGCUCUCUUUCCUUUCCCUCCCUUUUCCAGAAAUGUGAUGCCUAAGACUUUGGAUGGGCAGGUGACCAUGGAGAAGACGCCAAGUUACUUUGUGACCAACGAGGCUCCCAAGCGCAUCCAUGCCAUGGCCAAGGACAUCAAGCUCAUCGUGGUGGUGAGAAACCCCGUGACCAGGGCCAUCUCCGACUACACCCAGACACUGUCAAAGAAGCCCGAGAUCCCCACCUUCGAGGUGCUGGCUUUCAAAAACCGGACCCUAGGGCUGAUCGAUGCCUCCUGGAGCGCCAUUCGAAUAGGGAUCUAUGCUCUGCACCUGGAGAACUGGCUCCAGUAUUUCCCCCUCUCCCAAAUCCUCUUUGUCAGCGGGGAGCGCCUCAUAGUGGACCCUGCCGGGGAAAUGGCCAAAGUGCAGGAUUUCCUAGGCCUCAAGCGUGUUGUGACUGAGAAGCAUUUCUAUUUCAACAAAACCAAGGGGUUCCCUUGUCUGAAGAAGCCAGAAGACAGCAGUGCCCCGAGAUGCUUGGGCAAGAGCAAGGGGCGGACUCAUCCCCGCAUCGACCCAGAUGUGAUCCACAGACUGCAGAAAUUCUACAAACCCUUCAACAUGAUGUUUUACCAAAUGACUGGUCAAGAUUUCCAAUGGGAACAGGAAGAGGGUGACAAAUGAGGCUAGGGAAGGGGAGGGAAGGCUCGUGAAUAGCUAAGGAGGCUCUUUACCUGAGUCCUAAAUUACCCCCCGGGGUGGGGGUUACAGCCUCAGCCUUGCUGGAGUGCCAAGUAGGUCCCCUCCUUUGUCCAGCCAGGAUUGCUUCCAACGCUGUGGGCUUGAGCAAAGGGAUGGGUCCCAUCAUGGCCUCCUCCUGGAGGCACCAGGUUUGCCUGGGCAACAGCAUCUGGUUGACCAGAUGGCCACCAGGAGCCACUGCUCCUCCUUGUCUCUUGCUAAUUAAUGGAGUCUGAAGACAGGCUAAAUAGCUGUCAAGGUCAGAGACAGUGCCAGGAAUGUUUGGUUACAUGAUUAUAGAAAAGAAAGGAAGGUCCACGUUGGUCACUUUAGAAGUCUGAGCCCCCGCCCUGCCUCUGGCACAGUCUCUGCUGUAUAAACCUCUGCUUUGGCCUCUCUCCAGAACGCUACUUGUGGCUGAGUGCUCCAGGACUCCCAAGGAGCAAGGCCCUUUCUCUGAGGCAUCUUCAGCCUUCUCCUUAAAGGUCUCACCCCACAACCCUUUGACUUCCCCCUCCCCCACCUCAUGAAGGCGGAGGCAUGCACGUUCCUCACCAGAAAAAUUAAAAAAAAAAAAAAAAGCUGACACCCUUAGAAGCCUUCUUUCCAAGAGCCCUCUAAGAAGGGUUGGGUCUCUCUCUCUUUAGGGGUGUCCCGGGCUGGGGAGAAGCUUAGAUCUUAGGCUAAGAAUCAGGCCUGCAUGGCCCUGCUCAGAGCAGCGUGAUUGCCCUUGAGUUCUGAGCCCUGAGGUUGGUAAAGAUAGAUGCUGUUUCUGAGGAUGAAAAAAGAAGGCCAGACCUUUUUGAGGGGGGAGUGUCUUCAUAUGUGAAGACUCUUCGCACCAUGGUUCUAGGAAAUGCUUUACGGGUAGGCUCCGUCCCUUAGGGUCCCCAGAGGGGCGAGGACCAGAUAGUGGGCAUGUCUUCUGUUAAGAGUAAUUCUUCUGUUACAAUGAACAGGGCUUGCUCACCUUUCUUCUGUUUGCCCCACCAUGUCCCCCCUCGUGGUCAUCUGAUGCUUCAUGUCCUCUUUUCAGAGAUGGCCCACAUUGGGGCCCCAUCUACGGAGGGUCGUCAGAUCCCAUCUGGGGAUGUGGGGGAGGGCAAGGGCUGUCUGCAGACACCCCCUCCAAGGGCUGCCGAACAAAGUGUCCCUUCCCAUUACUUCAAUUCAAUUGAAACACAGCACUUGACAUCAAGCACUAGUUCACUGUUCUCCCAAACCAGGAAUGAACGGGUCUAGUAAAUUUAAAAAGAUGUAUGAGUGGGGGAGCUAAGUCUGUUCAGCUGAUAUUAAACUGUCAUUUCUCCUGCUAAAUGAAAACCGUGUUGUCAUAAAGCUUAAUGCAACCUGA
This is a messenger RNA of Suricata suricatta (meerkat), 2092 nucleotides long. RefSeq names its product heparan sulfate-glucosamine 3-sulfotransferase 4 (gene HS3ST4). The record is from RefSeq and is a predicted model, not a curated record. Bases 10 to 681 code for a protein of 223 amino acids. Lineage: Eukaryota; Metazoa; Chordata; Mammalia; Carnivora; Herpestidae. The transcript has a single exon. Gene Ontology annotation, molecular function: [heparan sulfate]-glucosamine 3-sulfotransferase activity.